AUGUGUGCCGCUAUUAAAGAUGGUGAUGUUGAUGUUGCUUUAAAUUUUCUCAACAUGAAAUCAUCUAUAGAUCCUAUGUUGUAUGCAGAAUAUUGUGGCAAUAGUGAUGAAAGAUUGAAAUCACUUUUUUGGGCAGACGAUACUAGUAGAUCAAACUAUUUCUGUUUUGGCGAUGCUGUUGCAUUUGACACAACUUACAAGAAAAACAAAUACAAUUAUCCGUUGGUUAUAUUUUUUUGGUGCAACAACCACUCACAAACUAUUAUAUUCAGUGUUGCAUUGGUGUCAGAUGAAACGACAGAGACAUAUAAGUGGCGGUUGAGGUGUUUCUUAGAGUGCAUGGAAAAUAAAUAUCCAAAAGUAAUGGUAACAAAUGGAGAUGGGCCUAUGAGGCAGUUUAAUAACAAAUAUUUCCUAAUGUGA
Molecule: messenger RNA, 423 nt
Organism: Lathyrus oleraceus (garden pea)
Lineage: Eukaryota; Viridiplantae; Streptophyta; Magnoliopsida; Fabales; Fabaceae
Product: protein FAR-RED IMPAIRED RESPONSE 1-like
Exons: 1
Coding region: 1-423 (140 amino acids)
Source: RefSeq, a predicted model, not a curated record